GAGGAUUCAACCGGAUUACUUGCGGAACCCUGUAUACAUUCCUGCGCUCGUAAUCUCACAUCGGGCUGCUUUGCAAGCCAUCGGAGUUGUUCUAUGCUACCGCUGGUAUUCUGGAUUAUGGACGCAUUAUGCACUGAUCGCAUUUAAUACUGGACCAUUGAGCGGCCGCCACGAGGCUGAGACGUGGGGGGCUUCAUUCCGCGGAGAAAGCACCCUCAAUCCCUUGCGCCUAUCAUAGCAAAGAAAUCAAAAUUAUGUCUGCAGAUCGGGCAGCGUCCAAAAGACGCUGUGUCAGCACAGCUUGCAUUGCUUGUCGCAGAAGAAAAUCAAAGUGCGAUGGAAACUUACCCAGCUGUGCUGCAUGCUCCUCGGUCUACCACACAUCUUGCGUUUAUGAUCCAAACUCUGACCAUCGCCGUAAGGGCGUCUAUAAGAAAGAUGCCGAUACGCUGCGAACGCGGCACACAACGCUGCAAACAUUAUUCCAGGCAUUGCUGAACUACGACGAAGACGAUGCAUUUGACCUGGUGCGCGAGAUCAGGUCAUGCGACGAUCUAGAAGCAGUCGCUCAAUCUGUCAUUUCGCGGCAGAGUGGGCUUCUCUCGGCCCCAGAGGCGAGAGACCCAGCUAGCGAUGAAAACCCAUCAGAGGUUGACCAAUUCGAAUACGAGUUAUCAGGGAAAAUGAGUGAACUUAUGCUUGAUGGCUCCCGCAAGUUCAUCGGCGGCACAUCAAAUCUCAUUUUUUUGCCACCUGACUCGGAAUUGCACGAGUCGGCUUCGAACGCCGAGAGUAUCCUUGGCCCGGUCAAUGACACAGACCUCAUUAGGCGAUGGACGCGAGUAACUGAGGAUGACUUACUCAUUAGCCAUCUGUUGACCAUGUAUUUCACCUGGCACUAUCCGUUCUUCACCAUCCUUGCAAAAGAUAUGUUUUAUAGGGACUUAAGACGGGGCAUACCCAGCCAAUAUUGCUCAGCCUUGCUCGUUAACGCCAUGCUCGCCCUUGGGUGUCAUUUCAGCUCCUGGCCAGGUGCAUUUACAGAUCCCGGCAACAUCGCAACAGCCGGCAAUCAUUUCUUCAAAGAAGCUAAGCGACUGAUUCAUGAGAAUGACGAACACGAAAAUGCAAAAUUGUGUACGGUCCAAGCCUUUGCUCUCAUGUCUGUCCGUGAGGCCGGUUGUGGCCGUGAAGGCAAGGGCUGGGUGUACAGUGGCUUGAGCUUUCGCAUGGCAUCCGAUCUCGGCCUGAAUGUCGAUGCUUCCAGCCUGGGAGCACGAAAUCUCACCGAUGAGGAAGUCGAUGCUCGACGGAUAACCUUCUGGGGCUGCUAUCUUGUUGACAAAUGCUGGUCAAAUUACCUUGGCCGCCAGCCACAGUUGUCUUCAUCCGGCACAAACGUACCCAAAGCCGAUGUCCUGCCACAGGAGGAGACUGAGCUGUGGUCACCAUACACAGACGCUGGCGUUGGCCAUGAGCAUACACAACCUUCCCGUAUCAGAGCGGUAGCUCUACAAAUCUCGAAAUUAUGCGAGAUCAGCAAUGAUCUGCUUAGAUAUUUUUAUCAUCCUUCGGAGUUGGAAAAAUCACAGUCCAAACAAUCAGAGUUGAAAAAGCUAAGUGAGGUUCAUACCCGGCUUGAAACGUGGAAGAAAGAAUUACCGCGGGAAUUUGAACCAAAGGAAGGACAGCUUCCCCAGGUACUUGUUAUGCAUAUGUUCGAACAAUUGCUUCUCAUUCACCUAUACCGGCCGUUUCUCAAGUAUACCAAGGCAACCACCCCACUUCCCUCACACGUCUCGCCUCGGAAAUUUUGCACCCAGGCCGCAUCAAUCAUUUCAAAGCUUUUACGCAUUUACAAACGCACCUAUGGAUUGAAACAAAUCUGUAAUAUCGUUGUAUAUAUUGCCCACACAGCUUGCACCAUUCACCUUCUCAACCUUCCGGGGAGAAACCCCGAACGAGAUAUUGUUCACGGGCUCCGAAACCUCGAAGAAAUGGCCGAUGGCUGGCUAGCAGCACGGCGGACCUUACGGAUCUUGGACAUCUCUGCUAAUAAGUGGCAUGUCAAGCUACCGGCCGAGGCAGUUUCUAUAUUCGAGCGCACCCACGCCAAAUGGGGAUCAUGGGGUUCCUGGGACCAACCAACAUCGCCUUCCACAUCAGAUGGCUCCCCAUUAAUACAUAAUGUCUUGCAUUCACCAUAUACCUACCCAGACGGGCCUCAAUCCCCAGCAAACCCCGUUUCAUCAGGCCUACACAGAGAAUCCCUCGGUCCACCCCCAGUCAACAUGAUGGGAGUCUCAAUAGGCCCCCAGUAUCCCAACGCGACCAUGCCCCCAUCGGCUCCUCCAAUGGGCCCGGCCCAUCACAUACCGAUUCCAACGACCCAGCGGGCCGACUAUGGAACCCCAGAACCAGCAUAUACACAAUCCAACCCGCAAGUCAACUACCAGACGUCACCUCUAGCAACCUCCGGUCCCUCAGCAGCUCCGUCCCCUGGUGCCCAAAGCGUUUGGUUUGGUCAAUCUGGGAAUCAGAUUGGCCCCACACAGUCCGCUCUGUCUCCAAACUCAAAUACAUCCGUCUCCGGUUUUGACGGGACUGACCAUCUAGUUGAAGAAAGCCACGACUGGUGGAACCGAAAUGCUGCCGUGGCACUAGGUUUGGGCACGCCGGACGUGGAGAAUUGGGGCGUUGGAUGGAAUACUCCUAUCCCAGGCCAAUCUGCCCAAAUGUCAUAUGAUAAUAAUGGCCAUCUCAUGCCCAUGGUGGCCCAUCAGCAUUCAAGUCCCACUAUUGCAGUUCAAGAAGCACAGGUGGGCGGUGGAUUAUCCAAUAUGGCUUCGCCAGCUGAGUGUAGAGCACCGGGGUACGAUAGUCAGUGGACAUGA
Messenger RNA from Penicillium pulvis, 2894 nucleotides. RefSeq names its product putative C6 transcription factor (NirA). The transcript is spliced from 6 exons. The record is from RefSeq and is a predicted model, not a curated record. Gene Ontology annotation, molecular function: DNA-binding transcription factor activity, RNA polymerase II-specific; zinc ion binding; DNA binding. Gene Ontology annotation, biological process: DNA-templated transcription; regulation of DNA-templated transcription. Lineage: Eukaryota; Fungi; Ascomycota; Eurotiomycetes; Eurotiales; Aspergillaceae. The coding region runs from base 255 to 2894 and encodes 879 amino acids.